Hydra vulgaris (swiftwater hydra) is the source of this 395-nucleotide messenger RNA. The record is from RefSeq and is a predicted model, not a curated record. NCBI's taxonomy places the organism in Eukaryota, Metazoa, Cnidaria, Hydrozoa, Anthoathecata, Hydridae.
UAAAAAUGAAAAGAAUUGAUCUUCUUCAAAAAAUUAAAGGACUAGGUUUCAAUAAAGUUAAUUUGCUGGAAUCUUUGUUUAAAGAAGUUUUAAAUGUUUAUAAUCUUCAUGAAGAUGACUUCAAUAAAUCAGAGCUUACCAACUUAAAGAAUAAGUUGUCUGUUUUUAAAGCAAAAGUGGGAAAUAAGUUAGAAAAGCAUAAUAGAAACUAUGACAGAUUGAUUUUAAAAGAGGGUGUUUGGCUACAGGAGGAGUUUUUUCCAGAUCUUGUUAAAAGAAUUAAAUCUAAAGUAGGUCAGGUAGAAAAAAUAAAGUUUGGGAAAAUCUUGGUGAAAGAAGCAAAAGAGCUAAAAUUGCCUAUUUGGCUGAAAACCAUCAUGAAGCAUUGGCUUUAG